This is a messenger RNA of Arachis ipaensis, 1038 nucleotides long. RefSeq lists its product as uncharacterized. Gene Ontology annotation, biological process: DNA integration. Lineage: Eukaryota; Viridiplantae; Streptophyta; Magnoliopsida; Fabales; Fabaceae. Gene Ontology annotation, molecular function: nucleic acid binding; RNA-DNA hybrid ribonuclease activity. The record is from RefSeq and is a predicted model, not a curated record.
AUGAGAACGGACCAAGCAAUUCGCCAAGUGCUCCAAAAACCUGAUUUGGCAGGAAGGAUGAUGACUUGGGCCAUCGAGCUCUCCCAAUAUGACUUGCAAUACGAGCCUCGACAUGCGAUCAAGGUGCAGGCAAUGGCAGAUUUUCUGGUGGAAGUAACAGGGGACCCACCCGAGGAAGCGGGCACACGGUGGAGGCUCCAUGUGGAUGGGGCCUCCAACCAGAUGUCCGGGGGUGCCGGGGUCAUCUUAGAGAGCCCAGCUGGGGUCAUAUACGAGCAGUCGACCAAGUUCGAAUUUCCUGUAUCGAACAACCAAGCGGAGUAUGAGACCCUCUUGGGUGGCCUAACCCUAGCUCAGGAAGUCGGGGCAACCAAGCUGGAAGUGUGCAGCGACUCACAAGUCGUUACCUCACAAGUAAAUGGAAGCUACCAAGCCAGAGACUCACUGUUGCAAAAGUACCUGGAGAAGGUUAGAGAAUUGAGCAAGCAGUUCGAGGAGGUCACGAUCCAACACGUUCCGAGGGAAAGGAACACACGGGCAGACCUCCUAUCUAAGCUAGCAAGCACGAAACCGGGAGUAGAAAACCGAUCUCUCAUCCAAGGCAUAGUAAAGGAACCAGCAGUUAAAGCAUUGAGAAGGGAGGCAUCCAAAUAUGCGACCAUACAAGGACAACUAUUCAGAAAGGGACUCAGCCAACCCCUGCUGAAGUGCCUACAUCCCGACCAGACGAACUACGUGCUCAGAGAAGUCCACGAAGGGUGCUGCGGCCACCAUAUCGGGGGCAAAGCCCUAGCAAGAAAACUCAUCCGAGCUGGAUACUACUGGCCGUCGAUGAUGAAAGACUCCAAAGAAUUCAUGAGAAAAUACGUCAAGUGUCAAGAGAACGCCGACUUUCAUAGAGAACCGGCUUCCGAACUGAGUCUGCUGACGUCCUCCCGGCCUUUCGCACAGUGGGGAGUCGACCUCUUGGGACCGUUCCCAGUCGGCCCAGGACAAGUCAAAUAUCUCAUAGUUGCCAUUGAUUACUACACCAAGUGA